Ilex paraguariensis (yerba mate) is the source of this 1349-nucleotide messenger RNA. NCBI's taxonomy places the organism in Eukaryota, Viridiplantae, Streptophyta, Magnoliopsida, Aquifoliales, Aquifoliaceae. The record is from the annotation of a GenBank genome assembly.
UGACCCGGUCUCUUUUUCGGGUUGAGUGACCUGAUCUCUUUUUUGGGUUAAUGUCCGGGUCGGGUUUUAAAACUACGGUGACUAGUCCAAGGAAGAAAGAAACUACCCCUCGGUUUCUCUUGCUCUCCUUUGUGCGUGAAAUGUUGAACCAAGAACGAUGAGAAGAAUAUUUAGCAGGGGAGACGUUUGGGUCCGAAUUUCAAAGCGGUUCAGGCGAGUCCCAAACAGACCCUUUUCUACCACCAACAGCAAGAAACCCAGCACGACCCACAAAAACAAUGGUAGUGACAAGGUUGAUGAUGGGUCGUCUUCUUCUUCUUUGAGCAAGUACGAAGCAUAUAAAGACCUGGACAACCUUAAUUUCAUGACUGCUGCUAAGAUCCUAUUCUCAGAACCUGCUAAGAAGAAAAAGUUCGGGAUUGAUUUCCAUCUGGUACAACUCUUCUUUGCCUGCUUGCCUUCAUUGGCUGUAUAUUUGGUGGCUCAAUAUGCUCGCUACGAAAUGAGAAGAAUGGAGGCGGAAUUGGAGCUGAAAAAGAAAGCUGAAGAAGAGGCAAAGGCAAAAGAGAUGGAAUUAAAAGAUGUUGAAGAAAAAGAAGCAGCAGGAUCUGAUCCAGAGCUUUUGGAAGUAAAAGAAAGGCUAGGUAAAUUGGAGGAAGCUGUAAAGGAAAUUGUGAUUGAAUCAAAGGCGCAAUUGGGGAGGACCAGAAGCAAAUAUCAGGAUGAUGGUGGUGUGAAAAAGCAACCAGCGACAACUGCACAGGGAGACACUAAAAGUAGAUCAGACGCAAGCAGUUCAGCAGAUGAAGGCCACCUUAGUGAACAAACAUCUGCAGGAAGAACAACGGUCAAAGUUCAACGGGAACCAAGUGGAUUAGCACCAGUUACUGAUUCUUCCCUGCGGGAUGAGAAGAGGGACCCAAAAUGAAGGGCCUGCUCAAGCUGGGCAGAAAUGAACUGUGGCAUCUGUAGUGCCUGCAAGCAACAUUCUUUUUCAGAACAUUGAAAAGUCGAUCGAAUUCAUAUAGAGGAUGCAACAGGGACAUGGGGACAUCCUUAGAACCCAGCAGAAGAUAAGUCAUGUUUGUUAGACAAGUGUACGAGGCUCAAAAAUUGCUGAUGGGGACAUCUAUGCAUGGCUUGUUGAAUUGUUAUCAUGUUGGGGCUUUCUUUGCAAGCACUAUGUAAGAGAAACUUCAGAUUGGUGGAGCUUCUAUUUUGUUUGUCAUUUUCAUGGGAGCACAAUAUGAAUGCAAGGCCAAGGCUUUGAUUCUGUGAACAUAAGCAGAUGGAUACGUUAAAAACCUUCUUUACAGUGUCUUUUAUGAUAUGAAAUUCUCCUGUGUACC